AGAUUAUCUCUCCUGAAGUAUCGAUUAAUACACCAAUCACUCAAUCUUCACAUUUGAAGUUUACUUACACUCAAUCUCCAUCUUCGAAGACUACUUCCAUUUCUUUUAGCACUACGCCAAUCACUCAAUCUCCAUCUUCGAAGACUACUUCCAUUUCUUCCAGCACUACGCCAAUCACUCAAUCUCCGUCUUUGAAGACUACUUUCAUUUCUUCUAGCACUAUGCCAAUCAUUUAUUCAGGCCCAAUCCCAAUUCAAAACAUUCAUUUACCGACUAAGUAUUUACACAUGAAUCGUGAAACAUCCGCUCAAGAAUCAUCAUCUUGA
Funneliformis caledonium is the source of this 326-nucleotide messenger RNA. Lineage: Eukaryota; Fungi; Glomeromycota; Glomeromycetes; Glomerales; Glomeraceae. The record is from the annotation of a GenBank genome assembly.